CUUAAUCAAACAAACUGAUCACUACUCUGAGUAAACUUAAAGCUAAACAACUGUAGGACCGAUCGUAGGCUAACAUUUUCACUUCACACGCGAACUUCAAAACCAAACUAACGACGGUUGAAGCCUCAACAAAAACCACCUCUCUCUCUCUCUCUCUCUCUCUCUCUCUCUCUCUCUCUCCUCACCUCUCUCUCUGCUACUUCAUACGUUUACUAAAUUAUAUAAUAUAUAUACUAUUUAACCUCAUAAAUGAAUCCACAAAUGGAAAAACAAAACAACCCAAUAACUGGAAGUUGAUUCUUUAUGUUAUAAAUUAAACGACUUUGAAGAAAAAAAACAAAGACAAAUAAUAAUACUAAUAACAGAGAAUGUUGCAGAAUGGUUUUCCUGGAGAACGAGAAGUUGAAAGCUCCGGUGGCCGGACGGUGUUGGUGGGUAUAAAGUUAGACUCUCCGAGUAGAGAGUUGCUUACAUGGGCUUUGGUCAAAGUGGCUCAGCCUGGUGACUGUGUGAUUGCUUUGCAUGUUCUUGGCAAAAAUGAGAUUUUGGAUCGAGACGGGAAAUCAACGCUUCUUUCGCUUGUCAAAGCUUUCGACUCUGUUCUUGCUGUAUAUGAAGGUUUCUGCAACUUAAAACAGGUGGAUCUUAAACUGAAGAUUUGCAGAGGAGCUUCAGUGAAGAAAAUUUUAGUUCGAGAGGCUGAUUCUUAUUGUGCGAGUAGACUUAUAUUAGGAACUGCUCGAAACCACCAUACAAUCCGUUCAACUACUUCUGUAGCCAAGUAUUGUGCCAAAAAACUGGAUAAGGAUUGUGGUGUUCUCGCUGUAAACAACGGGAAAAUUGUCUUCAAAAGAGAAAGUAGUUCAUCAGGAAAAACUGGUAAAGAAGAAGAUCAACACCGAACUGAUGUUGUGGGCGGGUUGUCCCUUACACUAAAUGAGACCCCAAAAGGAGUAAAUGAUGAUCAUUGCAGUGACUGCAAAGUUCCGGACUUCAACGAGAGCACAGUUAAAAAAAAGAGCUGUACAAUCUGUACCCCCAUAUCUUCUUUGUCACCUAAAUCUUUUGACCAAACCACUAAAGAGAGAGAAAAAGACGAGUCUUUGGCUCUAGUUGAGGUCCAUAAAGCAGAGCCUGCGGAAAAUUCAAUCUCUUUAGUGAUCCGAGAAUUGCCCGAAGCUAGACCCGGCUGGCCGUUACUUCGAUGCACCACCUUACCGGACCGGAGUGAACCGGAAAAGAUUAUGGUGCGGCAGAUCUCAGUGGUUCAGUGGGCAAUGCAACUCCCAACUCGGCAAAUUUCAUCUAAUGGUGAGUUUGGUCCUAGUGAAGAUCAGUCUUCUUCCAAUCUUAAUAGUGAAAGUGGAGCAAUUGUUCCGGUGGAUUCAGAAACGACAACAACGAAAUCUUCACCGAGUACCAAAACCUUACCCCGCCGGGAGUUGGAGGGUCUUCAUGAGAAGUACUCCUCAACAUGCAGAUUGUUCAAGUAUCAAGAACUCCUAUCAGCAACAUCAAAUUUCUUGCCAGAAAAUCUGAUCGGAAGAGGUGGAAGCAGUCAAGUGUACAGAGGCUCCCUUCCCGACGGCAAAGAAUUAGCUGUGAAAAUCUUAAAGCCGUCUGAAGAUGUAAUUAAAGAGUUUGUGCUUGAAAUAGAGAUCAUUAAUACUUUAAACCACAACAACAUUAUUUCCCUUAUGGGGUUCUCUUUUGAGGACAAUAAUCUUCUCUUGGUCUAUGAUUUCUUAUCUAGAGGAAGCCUUGAAGAGAAUCUUCAUGGGAAGAAGAAAGAUGUGGUUGCAUUUGGUUGGAAUGAGAGAUUCAAGGUUGCUUUGGGUGUGGCUGAGGCUUUGGAUUACUUGCAUAGCGGUUGUGCUCAACCUGUUAUCCAUAGAGAUGUUAAAUCCUCUAAUAUACUGUUAUCUGAUGAUUUUGAGCCACAGCUCUCUGAUUUUGGACUCGCUAAGUGGGCUUCAACCUUAUCAUCACAUAUAACUUGUACUGAUGUUGCAGGGACUUUUGGUUACCUUGCACCUGAAUACUUCAUGUAUGGCAAAGUAAAUAACAAGAUUGAUGUAUAUGCAUUUGGGGUUGUACUCUUAGAGCUUCUUUCAGGAAGAAAGCCUAUAAACAGUGACUAUCCAAAAGGCCAGGAGAGCCUAGUCAUGUGGGCUAAGCCAAUUCUUUAUGGGGGGAAAGUUUCUGAGUUACUAGAUCCAUGCUUGGGCACUAAUUAUGAGCAGGACCAGUUGGAAAGAAUGGUUUUAGCAGCUACUCUUUGCAUUAAGCGAGCUCCUCGAGCUAGGCCUCAAAUGAGUCUCGUUGUAAAACUUCUUCAAGGUGACCCUGAGAUAACUAAAUGGGCAAGGCUACAAGUUCUUGAUGUGAGGGAAGCUGACAUUGUGGACGAGGACGAAGCUUUUCCACGUUGUAAUCUGCAAUCACAUCUAAACCUUGCACUGCUUGAUGUGGAGGAUGACUCAGUCUCCAUGAGCAGCAGCAGCAUUGAUCAAAGUGUGUCAUUAGAGGAUUACUUGAAGGCCGGUGGAGCCGCUCAUCGAGCUUUGACUAAUAACUACAAUUUUACAUGCCAAAUCCUAAAAACUUGUUAAUUCACCUAUGUGUGUGAUUCUUUUGUAUAAUAGUCUAGCCCUCCUCCCUCCCCUCCCAAAAAGAAAAAAAAAGGUAAAGCUAAAAAAGAAAAAGAGAGACAAAAACAAAUGUACAAAGAGGGUUUUGGAUGAGAGGUUGUUUGUGGGUGUUCCCUCCUCCUUACCCUUUUACUACUCCACAAAACUUGUUCCUUGUUGUUGUUGUUUUUUCUUUUUUCCUUUUUCACAUAUGAUUUCUUGGUGUUGGGUUUUUAAUCCCUUGAUCCCAAUUACAGAGCGACUAAUAGUGUGUUGUAAUUCUAAACAAAGACAAUGAGUUUGUAAUUCUUAUUAAUUAAGAACCAAAAAAAAAAUAAUAAAAAAAAUCAUAUAUUAUCUCA
Cannabis sativa is the source of this 2992-nucleotide messenger RNA. RefSeq names its product protein kinase STUNTED. The record is from RefSeq and is a predicted model, not a curated record. NCBI's taxonomy places the organism in Eukaryota, Viridiplantae, Streptophyta, Magnoliopsida, Rosales, Cannabaceae. Gene Ontology annotation, biological process: protein phosphorylation. Gene Ontology annotation, molecular function: ATP binding; protein kinase activity.